AUGGCUUUACAAAAGCUGUGUGUUGUUUCCACAGUAACAAGUGCGGUUUUUCCAUUCACAGUUAAUCUCAAUGAGAUGUGUCACAUCACACACCGUAUUUCUACCUAUGAGGAUUGGUCUCAUACAUCGUUUGAACUUCAGCGGCUGAGUUCACCUCUCUGUUAUGCGGAAAUUGCACCAUACUUUACAGACUAUCUUGGUGCCCAUUGGUCCAUUUACCCUCCACAAACGCGGUCUUGUACAGUCUCUGCCAUCCCUAGUCAUAGUAAUAAUAACCGGCGUCAUCAUUCAGCUGUAUUUCCCACUGCGAGAGAUCAGUUGCUCGGCUGUGUGCAUCACCCAGUGCAACACCAAAUGCAACAUGUUAAGCCUGAUGCCCUCAUAGCCCCUCCCAAACAUGCUCCUGACUUACCCAUGGUCGAGAAAGGCCCCAUCCUGUCUCCGAAUGAGCCAGGUCACUUGUAUGAGCUUGCAGCUGGUAGGGGUAUAGAUGUGUUUGAUGCUGAUGGUCUUUUGGAGAAGUGUGAUAGUUGCCAACCAAAGAGGACAAGAGAAAGGGAAAAGUUUUGGAGAGAAGAAAGCUUGGAGGGAUGUGAGCGGAAGGGAAGUAUGUGGAUGGGUGAAGGAAUGCGUUGA
This is a messenger RNA of Suillus discolor, 636 nucleotides long. RefSeq lists its product as uncharacterized. The record is from RefSeq and is a predicted model, not a curated record. NCBI's taxonomy places the organism in Eukaryota, Fungi, Basidiomycota, Agaricomycetes, Boletales, Suillaceae. Bases 1 to 636 code for a protein of 211 amino acids. The transcript has 5 exons.